AUGUCUGCUACCAACAUCGCCCCUAAUGCCUCUGAUGCCGUCGCCGUGGACAGCACUAACACCAACACUCCUGUUGACGCCAAACAAGAAGCUCUCAAGAAGAUAGCUGCGGAGAAAGAGGCCAAGCGCAUCGAAAAUGUUGCCAUCCAGAAGAAGAAGCUCGAAGCUGCUAAGCAAAAGGCGGCGCAAGAGUUGAUGUCUAAGGGCAAGAACGCGGUCCUCAAGGCUCAGGCUAACCGGCCUUCACGACGACCGGCGAAGAAAAACCGGAAACCGCUUCCACCUCCUGCCAAUCGGACUCACGAGAUCGAAGCGACUAUGGAGAAGACGAAAGCUAGCGCUGAAGAGAAGCGUCUUGCCCCUCUGCGGGUUGUUCGCCCAAGCUACAGCUACAGCGACAUCGUUGAGCAGCGCGUUGUCGACGGCGUCGUUAAGCGGAUUACUCAUACCAACCGUUCUGUCCAUGAGCCUUGCUCCGCCCACGUUCACGGCGACGGCAUUGAUCAGCGCAUGGCAGACAGCGUCACUGAACCUACCUUCCAGCCCGCUGAUGCGCCCGAGACUGCCCAGUCUGACACCGACGUUGAGUCAGAUAAGGUCACGGAACCUGAUACUGAGUCAGACGAAGACGCUCCUCAGCUAGUUCAAGAGCUUGCCUCUCCUGAGCAGGUCACUGUCCCUGAAGACGACGACGACUUUGCCGAAGCUUCCAGUAUCACUGCACUACCCCACAUCUACAUCACUGCUCCGACACAUGAUGCGGAUGAGGAACCUCCGAUGACUGAAGAUCUGGCUGAGGCAAUUGACACGUCGUCCGAACCCAUCAUGGCAAACGUCUCUGAGGAGUCGACUUGUAGCCCUUCGGCAAUUCUAUCGAUGCCAAACUCGACUCUUUACCCUUCGCGCCUAUCCCGCGACGAAGAGGCUAAGUUGGUCGCUUUGCACGUCGCGCCCAUCGUACUGCCGGUCGCUGAAGCCAAGCAGCAGAAGCUUAGCAAGGCUGAGAAGAAGGCCGCUAAGACAUCUGAGGCAUCUAAGGAGGUGGCCACGACGAAGUCCGAUGUGGUUCAAAAGCUUCCCGAAACCGACUCUGUUGAGACUACGAUGGAUAAUGUCGACCCAAUUGUCAUAGCAGAAGAACACACAUACGUCACAACACUUCUGGCGAGGCCCAAUGGCUCUGGUGUGACCACAGAGUCUCGCGACCUUCACGAGAAGCUCGCCGCGCUUCAUGUCGCUCCACCUUCGCUGCCAGUCACUUCUCACAAGCAGCAAAAGAUCCCAACAGCCAAGUCAAAAGCUACCAAAGCUGACCAGAAGAAGACUGUCACUAUUGAAGAAAAAGAGCAGGACUUUGUCGCGUCUCUUCUCUCCAAGUCUAAUAGCUCUGGCGUACCCAAGGAGUCUCGCGACUUUCAUGAGAAGCUGGUUGCGCUUCAUAUCACUCCUCUCUCGGUGCCGGCCAUUGCGCCCAAGCAGCAAAAGGCCUCAAAGACAAAGCAGAAGGUUAUUAAACUUGAUAAGAAGAAGUCCGUCGCUACGGAGAAGAAAGAGCCCGACUUCGUCGCCUCUCUUCUCUGCAAGCCCAACGGUCCGGGUGAGACCAAAGAAACCCGCGACUUUCACAACAGUCUUGUAGCUAUACAUGUAGCGCCAAUCGAAGUUCCGGUUCCCAUACAACAGGAUAAGGAUAAGAAAUCUGAGAAGGCCAACAGGUAUAUUGAGACUUGGACCGCUGACCCUGAUGCCGUUGAUCCACUGAUCAGCAGCAUGGUUCCUCCCAUUACUGAGGAGCCUACCCCUGCUGUUGAGGAGCUGGGUACAGAGGAUGCAACGCGCGACGAGCCGUCUGUCGUCGUUGCGACUCCUAUCCAUGGGUUCUGGCAAACCGUUCUUUCCAAACCCACUGCCACCGAAGCCGCCACCGUCGAGCAGACCGUCAUAAUCCCCGACUCCGCCCCAACCACCUCCUCCCACGACGACUCUUCCUCCUCCCCCUCCUCCAUCAACCCCUUCAGAACCCGCAGUCGCUCCUCAACCCACUCCACCCCGUCCAUCCUUCGCGCAGCCUCAAAAGCACGCACAACCCUCCUCGGCGGCACAUCCCUAGAAACCUUCAUCACCACCCUCGACUUCGAACUCUGGGACGGCACAACGACCAAAGACGACAUCUGCGAGGCUUUCGCUUCCCUAUCUACUCACCCCACUCCCACAAUUACUGGUCUAGAUACCGCCAAGAUCCAGCGGAAGAUCAAGCUAGGUAGUACUUCGCUGUACGCGUUCCUGCAUCAGAUCACGUUCAUGGAGGAUGACGUGACGGUUGUGGGGGAGGUGAUGAGGGUGUUUAGGAAGGCGGCGAGGGAGCAGGUGACGGAAACGAAAUUGGAGGUUGCGCUGUGGCUUGCGGAGGAGACGGAUGAGGGGGAGGGGAGGAGGCGGGGGAGGCGCGAGGAGCGGGCUUCUAUGGCUGGUGGGGUUUAG
Messenger RNA from Alternaria hordeiaustralica, 2481 nucleotides. RefSeq lists its product as uncharacterized. The record is from RefSeq and is a predicted model, not a curated record. The coding region runs from base 1 to 2481 and encodes 826 amino acids. The transcript has a single exon. Lineage: Eukaryota; Fungi; Ascomycota; Dothideomycetes; Pleosporales; Pleosporaceae.